GUAUUAACCGUAUUUUCUUUGGCUGUUUGUCUACAGGCUGACUGUUGCAAUCCCUUCCCCUUUGCUUCAUUUCAUCGCUUGCUGCUCCAGGAUCUUUAGGUGAGUUGAUACCGGUGUGUGAAAUGGAUGGGAGUGAGAUAGAACAGUUGACUACUCUCGGUAGAGAAUGUGGCUUAGAAGGUGCAGCUUUGCUCGAAUUCGUAUGCGUGGAAAGAGAAAAAUUGCGAAGAGAAAAUGAACGAAUAGCACGUGACGAGCGCGCGUAUCAGUUGGAAUUACGAAGACACGAACGUGAAAAGACGGAACUGGAAGUUAAGUUAGAGACUGCUAAGCGUGCUAGUGUAAGCAGCGAUGACGGUAAUCCAUCCUCGCGUUAUAAGGCCCGUGCUCCCAAACUUCCAGCAUUUGAUGACAAACUCGAUGACUUAGACGCGUACUUGCAAAGGUAUGAGCGAUACGCUAUCUCGCAAGAGUGGGAUAAGGGCGACUGGGCGAUAAACCUAAGCGCAUUGCUUAAGGGAAAAGCCCUCGAGGUUUAUUCGAGAUUAUCGUUGACCGAUGUGACGAAUUACGACGUUCUCAAAGAAGCCUUGUUGAAACGUUUUCAUCUAACCGAACACGGAUUUCGCGUCAAUUUCCGUGCAGCAAAACCUGAAGUCGGAGAGACCUUUCCCCAGUUUGCAGUACGGCUUGAUAAUAUACUUGGUAGAUGGAUCGAUAUGGCGAAGGCAGACAAAACCUACAAUGGUCUGAAAGAUUUGAUCUUGAGAGAGCAAUUCCUAAAUAGUUGCGACGUUGAGCUUAGUACAUUUCUUAAGGAACGUCAACCCAAAAGCCUCGCAGACAUGGCGCGGUACGCAGAACAAUAUGCAGAAGCUCAUGGCAGUUUUGGAACUCAGUUAAUACGGAAACAGACUACACAAUCACUGCCACGACCGCAGCAUCAACCAUAUCAGCAGCAGCAGUACCGGGCACAACCGCGAAAUUACCCCCAAACGCAACGCUUUGAUAGAUCAGGUCCAACCGGCGUGACUCGUCCUCAAACUGCAAACUGGUCAACGCCAAGACCACCUCAGAAAACAUGCUACUUGUGUCACCGUCCUGGUCAUUUCGCUCGUGAUUGUCCUUUGUUAAACGUGUGUGACAGAGCGUGAACAGUAGUCGAAAAGGGUUGUGUGUACGUUAGCUGAUAAGAACAUUUUCUGAUCGCGAAGGACGACACUCGUAAUAAUGUUUGGGUGUAUGAGAAGUGGAGCUGAGUGUGACAGGAACUGGUUGUCAACUUGCCCAGCAGGUUUUGUUGGCAAAUCGGUGAAAGCUGUCACCGAUUUGACCUGACCCACCUGUUUGGCAAAUACCGUGUCAGUGCCAACAUUUGUUUUGGCAAUGCAAAAGAGUGCCUUAUCGGUCCUGCAGACAACCCAUUGAGCAACACUCAGCCUUCCAACAUUUAAGAGCAAGACACAUCCGUAAGCUCUGUAUUUCCCAUUAUGCCCAUUUCAUAAGAAGUACAAGAAGUUCAUGCCAUUCGAUUUUGAUUGUUUUAUCGUCAACUAAUGAAUUUCAGUGCGUUAAAAAACAGCAGGUAUGAAUGACACCAAACCCAAGAAAUUCAAUAUUCUUGAUAUAUUGAGAAUUUUGUGCAAAGGCUAUAUUUUAAAGUUAGGCAAAAUACUGGAUGGGUUUCGGUAAACUGUUUUAGGUUUUGGUAACUGUAUCGUAGAUAACCGGAAACAAAAACAUCUAUUCAUGUGCAGUCUUGUCUACCGGAACCUGAAUGCUACUGUUGAACAUGAAUGUCAAGCUGACAUUGAACUGAACUGAAGGAAAGUGCAUGCUUAAACAUAAUGAUUGUACAAAUUUGAAUUGAAGAAAUUUAAAUUUUAAAGAAGAAGUAAUAGAGCUGGAAUUUAAAUUAAGCAGUAUGCUCUAAGCAAAAUUGAAUUGUUUGAUUCUUGAAUACACAUGGUAAUGUUUUGAAGUUCUGGUUAACUUGGUAUUUGAAAUCAAAGUGGUAUAUAUCUUGUGAAUUUUGAUAUUGAACAAAUUUGAUUGAACUGAAACCUAGAGUCACUGGAUUUUGAAUAUUCGAGUGUUGUACAUUUUGAUCAGUAUUGUGGUAGAUACUUCUACAAAAAAACCCUGUGACUUUUGGAUCAAGCUUGUGAUGUUGAAAUUGCUGAAAAAGAACAGAAAGGGCUGCAGAGCAUUUGAAGAAUUGGAGGAGCUGGAUUCUAAACUCCAAACCUUUGUAAAUAUUAUAAAUAGCUUAAUUUGGUUAAUGUAGUUAUUAACUGAACAAUCUCCUUGUUUCUGUCAUCAGUUCUGUCUGUCUGAAGUUUUUAAGUUUGUAAAACCCGAGUCAUCACAAAAGGAACUUGUAGUUAGUGGUGACACAGCCUUUCCCUUUUUUUCUAGACAGAAUAAGACUAUAUAACAGACUCAACUGGGCUAAACUGCCUAAUUAACCACUUCUUAUACCUUGCGUGCUGGGAGAGAAAAGUCUCAAUCCAUAAUCAGGUGACUGUUGAAAAAACAUCGAAAUAUCCUUCUAUAAGAGCACCAAAGUUAGGCUUAAAACUUUACAUCUAACAACGUAAACCUCUUGCAUUCCAUGUCAAUAGUUCAUUUUGAAAUAUGUCCACUUUGAAAUAAACCACUCCCUCUCUUCUUCCCACUCAGAGCAGAUUUGUGUAAAUUAUUGCGAGGUUUAAAAGGUAAAAGGAAUUCCAAAAGUGGACUUCCAAAGUAAAGCAUGACUUCGGCUCAAUUACUUGUCAAAUUCGGUAAUUCUCACUACUGUCUACUCUUUCCAAGUGGCAGCCAAAAUUAUUGAAACCCAAAACUAAAUCAUGGAAAUAAAGGAAAAUGAAAAGAGGAAACCCAGAGAUUACAAAACUGUUUUGGUAAUGCUUCCAGGUCUUUGACAAUACCCCACAAUGUGGGGAUUCUUACUGAGUGCCAUAAAAUGUGAUGUGAAACAGAUAAUGGAAUGUAAACAACAAACACUAUCCUCUAAUAAAACCGUCCAAACUAUUGGUUGUUAUUUAAAAGCCAGUGGCACCUUAGUGUUAAACUUAGUACAUGUACCUUAAUUUUUCAUCUAAAAUCUUCAGCAUUUAAAAUCAUCCCACACAGGUAUUUAUUGCUCUGAGUAGUUACUUCACAUUAAUUUUAUAAAACAGAACAAGACACUGUCAGAAAAGAGACACAGGGCAAUAUGGCAUGAGAUCAACAAACUAUAUGAAUGUAAAGUGAUUUCUAGAAACAAAUUUAAUGCAGCUUUUAUUAUGACAUGGGUGGAGCUAAAU
This is a messenger RNA of Acanthaster planci (crown-of-thorns starfish), 3311 nucleotides long. RefSeq lists its product as uncharacterized. NCBI's taxonomy places the organism in Eukaryota, Metazoa, Echinodermata, Asteroidea, Valvatida, Acanthasteridae. The record is from RefSeq and is a predicted model, not a curated record.